GUAGCUUGUCGACAGACCCCUGGGCUACCAUUUAGUCUAGGGUCGUGUGCCUCAACCCUCUACUUGUCUACUGCCUCACUGGACCUCCACCUUCAUCUCUGCUCCCUGGCCACCGCCGACGACCAGUGAAGUGUGGGAAUGAUUGUGUGACACUUAAUGACACAUUUUGAGUGAGGAAGGAGGCGAGAGCGUUAAGAAGACGGAAGGGGGUGCGAGUGGGAGGACCUGUCCAGGGAACGGCGGCUGACCGGAGUAGGAGGGAUCGCCGCUUGCGGGGGACUGCUGACUGCCCACGUGUUUGUGCUUGGCUACUGUCAGCGACCUUAAAGAAAACGGGAGAUGACUGAGUGUCCAAGUUGGGAAGAGAGAGAAAAACUGGCUCUAAAGAACUAGGAAAACAAUGUUGUAUGGACAAUAUUAAAGAUUCAAGAGGAACUCCCAUGGUACUUGACCCUUUCGAGACCCCGUGUGACCUCGACUGAAUCUAACCCCAGUGCCCGCUGAAACCUCGUAUUCAACCUAGUCCGCGACUCCAGCCAAGAUGUUCAACCUCUCCGAACUCGGGUCGUUAGAGACGUCGGCGAUGGCCUCGCCCGCGACCUCCCUGACCUCCACGACCGCCUCCAGCACGACCACGACCACCUCCAAGUCGGACGACCACGUGAAGCGGCCCAUGAACGCCUUCAUGGUGUGGUCCAGGAUCCAGAGAAGGAAGAUCGCGCUCGAGAAUCCCAAGAUGCACAACUCGGAGAUCUCGAAGCGCCUCGGGUCGGAGUGGAAGCUGCUGACCGACUCCGAGAAGAGGCCGUUCAUCGACGAGGCCAAGAGAUUGAGAGCCCAGCACAUGAGGGACUAUCCGGACUACAAGUACCGGCCAAGGAGGAAGCCGAAGACCCUGAAGAAGGACGGGUACCCCUACAGCUUCCCUUACCUGCCCACCGCCCUCGACCCGCUCAGCGCCAUGUCACGCGGUAUGUACCAUCCGCACUUCCCGCCCGCUCUCACCCACAUGACAGCUGCCAUGGGUGGGAUGGGUGCUAUGGGUGCCACGCUGCCCGCCCACACGCCCUCAGACUACCAGGCCACCCUCGACUCGGAGAAAGUGCGGGCGGCCUUUCUACCCACGUCCUUAGGGAGUCUGGGCGCCUUCCAAUCCCACGCCCUCUAUACCUCCAUGGCGGCGGCCCAACAGAACUCGCACGCCCACACGCCCACCCCUACCUCCCCGGACUCCACGCCCACGCACAACGUCCUCAGCACGCCCCUGGCCGCUCCCGUCGCGAAGCUGCCCCAGCCAACGCCCGAGGACAGACGCUCCAGCCCGCCCGCGACCACAGCGAGUUCUUCACCGUCAUACGUCCCGCCCUCUCCCUUCUCCGCCCUCUACUCCGCGCCCUCAAGUCUCACGCCCACCCACCCUCUGCUCUACCCAGCCCAGUACCCACCCAUCUCCACCCCCGCCCAGGAUCUCCGACGCCCACUGUCCGUCCUCUUCUCGUAGGCCGUUGAGAACCGCCCGCGCUUCGCCUGAGAGAAAGAGAGAGAGAGAGAGAGAGAGAGGUGAAGAAGGAAAGAGCAAGGGAGAAAGUAAGAACGUCUCUUCGUGGGAAAUUUCGAUCGCAAGAGGCAGGAUCCAUCGCCAGCGCCAUUUUGCGUCUCUGGUUUCUCGCCCACACUGUCUUCGCGUUUUGGACGUGUUUCGACGUGUUGGCUGAUCCCCCCCCCCCCCCCCCAACUGUUACUCCUGCUCCUCUUCUUAUACUUAUUAUUCUCCUUUUCCUUAUUAUCCCUUCUUUUUCUUCUUCGUGCAAGUAAAGUGAAGCAGAAAAGACCACCCAGUCCAUGUGCAUUUCGCAAGAGAAGUGGAUGAAAAAGAAAUUCAGAAAACUGUACAUCGCAGUGUCGCUGGCGGUUAAAGAGCAUACUGAAGUCCCCCUGAAGUGACGAACCGGUGAAAUACGGUGUACGAUUCAACAUGCAAGGGCUGAACGGAUGGAAAUCGUGGUCAGAGUAUUAUCAGUGAUGAUAAAUAUAUAUUUAUAUAUGUUAGCUGUGUAUUUAUAAUUUUCAGAGAAAGACCGCGGUGGCAUCUUUUUACUGGAAACGUGAAACGUUGUAUGUACUUAUAAAAUUCCAGGUGUAUAGUAGAGAGAUGUGCUGUAUAUGUCGUGAACAACUCUUUGUAUUACAUAAAGCUCGUCUGCCAUACUUUUUUCCCUUCAUUUUGUGACAGUGGCAGAGUCUACGCGUUGCGGGUAGCUAAUGAGUGUUCAUUUUUUCGGAAUUGUAUAGCGGACCAAAGAUAUUAUUCACCCAAGGCGGCUCGGGUACAUUAAGCAAGGACUGCCCCACAUCCGUCUCCGUUCUGUUCAUACACGCUAGUCCAAACUCUGUGUAAAAUGUCAAGCAGGCAUUGGAAAGAAAAAUAUAUCAGUGUUUGUCUUGAGCAUAAUGUACCCUAUUGCUGUCAGACGUUCAUUGCUUUAAGGUAGAAACUAUUUCAAUGGAACUUUUGUUAAGGUAGGGAGUAUUUCACGGAUUUUUUCUUUUUCUGCGAAAGCUGGAAGGAGAGAGAGAGAGAGAGAAAGGCACCUGACCGUCGAGAAUAGGACAUUAGUAUGUGUUGUUAAUUGUUACUGUACCCUUUGCACUAAUUAGUUUCGCCUUACUUUCAAUUAAUUCAGCUGAUAAGUAAUCCAGUUUUGAGCUGUUAAUUCAGGAAUACAUUAUUACACUUGCGUUUCCUUUUGUUUUAAUGUCGGUCAGUAUACGAUAUUUAUUCUAAUAUGUAAUGAAAUCUUCUAGUAUUACUGUUACAAGACCGUUUCCAUUGCAAAUGGGGGUUUUCGAUAUUUGUACAUAGCUGUACUUAAGAUCAAUAUCGUGUGAAAACAGAUCACAACGGAUGUAAAUUAAUACUGAUAGUAAUAAUUAUAAUAAUGAUAACUAUAAUGAUAAUAACAUUGAAUUUCAAUUCUUACCGCGUUUUGCUAACCCUUUUUAUAUGUUUCAUUCUAUAACGAUAUUCUGACAUUCUGUUACGCCUGCCAAAUUGAUGUAUAUAGAUACUGUGCCAUGUUAUUCACAAAGUGGCGAUUGUAGGCCAAGCAGUGUAAAUAUUCACAUGAGUAAAGAAUAAUAAUAAGUACUUUAUAACAUUAACAGAACCCUUAUACUAACUUAUCCGAACCGAUUUCACUUCACCUUUUAUGAUCCGAGUCUCUUCCCUUGAUUAGCUUUUGUCAACACCUUUUAUCAGUCUAGUCGCGCGAUUAUAGUGAGCUUGUGAUUUUUGGAAGUUGAAGUAAGGUUAAUGGAGAAUCAUUGCAGAGUUAACAUUGGAACUUUUUGUAAAUUUAUUUCAACUCUGUCUUUUUCUCUUUUCUUUUCGUUCUUUUUUUCUUCUUUUUACGUGUCAUCUUUAUAUGCGUAAAGGCACAACGCUAUUAAAAUUUCUUUACUUUUUUAUCCUUUUCCUAAAAAUUAUUACAGAUUAUGAAAAGAUAUCACCUCAAUUCGGUUAUAAAAUACUAUCUAGGUGAAUAAGAAUUUGUCAAUAUAUUUGUCAUAUGACUGCAAUUUAUGUAGUUUUAUUAAUGGAAACCAAACUUAGAUCCGGUGAAAAUGUACAGCGUGAAGAAUAAAAACAAGAAUAACACUUUCUUAUAUAUACAUUUCAAUGCUUAUGGUUACAUGACCUAAUGUUUGAAUGUGCAACAAUAGUGUUAUCUACCAUUUAUGUAUUUUUUUUCUAUAGCUCUUUUUCACAAUGAAUGUAAUGAUUUUUUUUCCUUAGCAUCUUGUGUCUCUUGGUCGCUUUGAGUAUGUGUAUAUUAAAGUAUACCGGAUGUGAAUAUAAACCGUGGCAUUAUAUAGUUCAAUGAAUCUAUUGGUGUGGUGAGUGUAAACAAUAAAGAAUAAAAAAAAAA
This is a messenger RNA of Penaeus chinensis, 3929 nucleotides long. Its product is annotated as transcription factor SOX-14-like. The record is from RefSeq and is a predicted model, not a curated record. Gene Ontology annotation, molecular function: DNA-binding transcription factor activity, RNA polymerase II-specific; RNA polymerase II cis-regulatory region sequence-specific DNA binding. NCBI's taxonomy places the organism in Eukaryota, Metazoa, Arthropoda, Malacostraca, Decapoda, Penaeidae. The transcript has 5 exons. Gene Ontology annotation, biological process: regulation of DNA-templated transcription; anatomical structure morphogenesis; cell differentiation. Bases 542 to 1501 code for a protein of 319 amino acids.